CCAGGGGCCGGGACGCGGGAGCUCCGCCCACGGGCCUUUCUGCGCAGGCUCCGCAGCCCUGCGCCGCCGGGGCCGGAGGCUGGGACCUGGCGCUGCCAUGGAAGACGCUGCGACGCCCCGGCCGACUCCGGGGGUCACGGAAAACCGAGGCGUUCAGUCGGCGGCAGGUCGGGGAGGAGCCCUGGUGGAGCUCAGCCCGACCCCCGGCGGCCUGGCCCUGGUGAGCCCUUACCACACCCACCGGGCCGGGGACCCCUUAGACCUCGUGGCGCUCGCGGAGCAGGUGCAGAAGGCUGAUGAAUUUGUCCGAGCAAAUGCCACCAACAAGCUGACAGUCAUAGCUGAGCAAAUAGAACAUUUGCAAGAACAAGCCAGGAAGGUGUUGGAGGAUGCCCGCAGAGAUGCUGACCUGCACCAUGUAGCUUGUAAUAUAGUGAAGAAACCUGGCAACAUUUACUAUCUUUAUAAACGGGAGAGUGGUCAGAAGUAUUUUUCCAUUAUUUCUCCAAAGGAGUGGGGGACGAGUCGUCCUCACGACUUCCUGGGUGCCUUCAAGCUACAGCACGACUUGUCCUGGACUCCGUAUGAGGACAUCGAGAAGCAAGAUGCUAAAGUCAGCAUCGUGAACAAGUUGCUCAGCCAGCCCGCGGCGCUGCCUCCAAGCACAGAGCCCAGCUUUCAGGGGUUCAUCUCCACCGGGAGCGGACCCUGACCAGCCCUGUCCCGGCAAGGACCUCUCACCUCCUUGUUGCCCGAUCUCUGCCUUGACGUGGGGGUGGCGUGAGAAUCACGGGCGUGUGGGUGACUCCGGAACUUGGGGAAGGUGGUCCUGAGCGAGUGUAAACGCUGUCACCACUGCUUUUAAUCGAGAUGGUAAAGCAUCACGUCGUGUCUUCUGGGGUCCCCUCGGGGUCACAGGCGCCCAGCCAGCCAGUGUCGGAGGGCUGGCCCGUGCGCUGCCCUUCCCCUUGGUCUCCGUCUCUUCUCCCAUAAGUUAGAGCGUUAGAGAAAGUGGGUUUCUUUUUCCUGCAAAAAGGUUGGUGCGUCGCUCUCUAGAGAGGACCGUUGUUAGUCUUUUUGUAACUGGAAGGCUCUGGAUCGAGCUUGCGGGUGUUUGACAGUUGAUGCCAUCACUCCAGCUUCACAUUCACCUGGGAGCCAGAUACUGGGGGCUGGCGCAUGAUAAACAGCUUGGCCUGGCGAGCGAAAGAGGGUGUGAUUCUGGCACUUCUGCACUGUGGGUAAGAUUUGGCUUGUUCCGUCCUGCUCUUUCUGCUGAGCUGGGAUGACCAGGUUUGAGGAGGGUCAGCCUCUAAACUCACAGAAUUUAGACUUGGAAGGGGGGUGGGAGGCUGCCACUAACCGUGACAUGAAUCCACUGUCUAGCCUCUGUGAGCAGGAGGGCCAGUGUUCGGCCAUCUGCAGCAGGAAGGAUCCAUUCAAUGACAGCUUUAGAAUGUUGUAGAGGAGAGAGUAGGACAGUGGGUGAGAACCAAGAAAAACAGCUAACUCGUUGAUUAUGAGUUAACUUAGAUUGAAAUUCAUUUUGACCUGAAUUUUUCAGGGAUUAGCGGAGGCUGUUGGCUGAGCUCCUUUGGUUUUGACCGAGUUCUUGUGGGACUCGACCCCCUCACUGUCUGUCUGUUCAGUGCAGUUGACUAAGUUGACUAAGUUGACAACAUGCUGUUCUUCUGUCAGUGCCAUACAGUCUAUCACAAGGUGCCAUAAAAGGAGUGAGGGGAGUUCCUGCUGUGGCACAGUGGGUUAGUGGUCAGCUUGUCUCUGUGGGGGCACCAGUGCGAUCCCCGGCCUGGCACAGUAGGUUGAGGAUCGAGCAUUGCUGUUCCCUGUGGCGUAGCGUGAAGCUCCAGCCAGGAUUUGACCCAUGGCCUGGGAACGUCCAUACGCUGUGGGUACAGCUGGGAAAGGGAGAUAAAAGUGGAGGGGUGUAGUGAGAUCUGGACUGGAAAUCACAAUUGCCCGCAUUCCUCUUUGGGGGUGAAUGUCCUUUGUGCUGCUCUGCUUGGCGAUAGCACAACCCCGUGAUCUUGGAGGCCAUGGCCUUUCUUUGUAAGCUUUGCUCCUUGUGAGCUGUAAAGGGUCUGCAAAGACCUGGCGUAGGUUGGUGCUAGGUCCUGACGAGGUCACACAGGUGAUGCUUGGUCACUCUGUUCAUAGGAGGAGGCUGUGUGGAGUCAGCUCCAAAAGCCUCUGGCUGCUCUGCUGCCGGAAGUGGGGGACACACACACUCUCUCUCUCUCUCUCUCUCUCUCUCUCUCUCUCUCUCUCUCUCUCUCUCUCUCUCUCUCUCUCUCUCCCUCCCCCCCCCCCUCCCUCUCUCCCCCACUAAUGGUACAGUAGUUGAUUCUAACCGCAGAAAGUUUCUCAGAUUUUCAGAAGGUCCUGACUUGCGUGGUAAUGACACAUUUUGCGUAGGUGCUUUAUUAUUACCUACUGCUGCAUUAGUUAUCACAAACUCAGGGGCUUAAAACAACGCACAUUUAUUAUUUCAGAAUUUCUGGGUCAGGAGAUGAGGCACACUUAACUGAGUCCUCUGCUUCAGGGUUUCUCACGAGGCUGAGGUCGAAUCACGGGCCCGGCUUGUUUGUGCCUUUCUCAGAAGGUUCAGCUGAAGAGGGCUCUGCUUCCAAGCUCACUUAGAUUGUUGGUAGGAUUUCAGCUCUGCAAGGGCCGUAGGACUGUAGAGCUGUGUUUCCUAAGGAGGUAUGAGCCAGAGGCGGCCCUUCAUUCUUUGCCGAAGGGGUCUUACCCGUGCAGCAGCUUUCUUAUCAGAGCCGACAAGGGCUGAGAGUCCGCCAGCAGGAUGGAAGUUACAGUCUUACAUGUUCUCAUCGGCCACGGCAUCUCACCCCUUUGUUGUGUUCUGUUAAUUAGAAACAACUCACUAGGCGGCUCACAUUACCCCAGGGCAUGAAUACCGGAAAGCGGAAGUUUCUGAAUCUUGGUGGGUCUGCAGUGCUCAGCUGAGAGGGAGGCCGGAGUGUUAUGGGUGGAAGAGGCAGUAUUGUACAGCGGUAAAGCCUGGGUGUUAAAGUCGCAGAUCUGGACUGGACGCUCAAUUCUGACCACACAUCCUCCCAUCUUGUGUCCCUGCUUCCUCUGUCCUCCUCUCCAGUGCGUUCUGCAUACACUCAUCAGUCUGAUCUUUUGAAACUAUAAAUUCACCCGACCCUUGACCUUGCCUAGUGGCUGGAGCAGAGGGCAGGGAUUCAAGAGCAAGAUUUUCCUGUUCACUAGGGUGUGCUGUUUGCACUGACCACCAGGUGGUGCCAUUGUGCUUUCCCGGUUGUCUUGAAAAUACAAACCCACCUCCUUUUUCUUUCUUUGUUACAAAGGACGUUGCAGUGUUAAUUUUUGUGAAUACGCCUACAAAUCCACCUGACCCAUGACAUUUCCUAACCACUGGAACAGAAAAGAGCAGCGAUUCAAAAGCAAACUUUCUUUUGCUCGGUAAGAUGUGCUCCCCACACUGACCACCAGGGAGUGCCACUGAGCCUUUCUGGCUAAGCCAGUUGCCAAGCUUAGAGAAAGUGGCAUGGUGAAGUGAUUUCGGAGGUGGCAUCUCUUAGGGGAACUGGGACCCAGUGAUUAUAUACUGUAACCGUUUUUUAUUUACCCAUCCAUCUGUCCAUGCCGUCGUCACUAAGUAUUAAGUGUCUCCAGGUUCCGGAUUCUGGAGAAUAACACAGCCAGGAAGCUCAUAGUCUAGACUGGGAGAAAGCAAGUCAGCCUGGUGUAAGAAGGGCUAUGAUAAAGCUAUGCUUGGAAUAUCGUGGAAUACGAUAUAGUUAGGGAGGGUGCCUAACUCAGCCUGGAGAAUUUGACAAGACGUCGGAGGAGCUGACACCUGCUUGGUGUUGAAAAACCGACAAGAGUUAGCGCUUGUCUGGAGGCUCCAGCUGUCCUCUCCUCAGGAAGGUUGUCUUUGGGGGUUGGGGAGGGUUCUUUCUGGGAUGGAGUUUGUGAAUGAACAAAGGGGUAGCCACUUAACGAGCCCUAUCAACCCAGUAAUCCUGCCAGUCAGGAAGAGUGUGGUGAGGUAGGUACUGGCCAGAACACGCGUACUUCUGACAGCUGGGAGAGAGACGGAUGAGGAAUGGGGUGAAAAGCAAUUCUGGACAAAAUAACCUGUGAGGGACAUUGACAAGAAGCAGUACAACGUGUGGGGCAGUGAACAUAGUUUAAAAUGAAGGCGAUGGGCCGGGGGAUGUGAGAGAAGAGCUGAUUGAAGGAUUGGGGGUGAAAUGGACCUUUAGAAACCUCAUUUUGGCGGCAGAGAAGGAGCUCCUUGAAAACCACCAGGUGCCUCCAUCCUAAUCCAGGCAAGAGGUGAAGAAAGUCUGAACUAGGAUGGUGCUAGAUUUUCAUCAAUUUUUUUGUCUUUUUUUGGCAGCGCCUGUGGCAUAUGGAGGUUCCCCGGCUAGGGGUUGAAUCGGUACUGUAGCUGCCGGCCUACACCAUAGUCACGGCGACGUUGGCUCCGAGCCGCGUCUGUGACCCACACCACAGCUCACGGCGACGUUGGCUCCUCUACCCAGUGAUGGAGGCCAGGGACCGGACGUGAUUCUCAUGGUUACUAGUCGGAUUUGUUUCCGCCGAGCCACCGUGGGAACGCCCAAGUACUUCAUCCAUUUAAGGUGUACUUUUCUAACCCCCACAUUUUCAUCUCUGAGGCCUGGGUGCUUCUGGAAGUCAGCAGUGUCGUGAUGUAAGUGGCAGCAUUUUUCUCCUUCUUACAGCUACGUAAAACAAUGGUGCGUCUUGGGCUGGAUGGAGUGUGGCAUUUUGAAAGCGCAAUAGCUUUCCGUCUUGUUUACUAAAAUGCUGUAGCAGGAUGAGUAAAAGGGAAGACAGAAUCUUAGAUAAUGCCUGGACUUCCGGCCUUGAGUGUGGGUGUGAGGGGUGGGGGUCUGCUCAGCAAGGUAGGGAAGAACAAGACAUCCCUGCUGUUUUCAGGAUCGUCCGCAUCUGUAUUUGCCUCCAUCAUCCACUGUUCCUCCCCCCUCCUGCGCCCCCAGGUUCCCUGGCGUGAGUGACAGCUGACUGUACCUCCAUUUCCCCAGGGCUCUAGAAGGAGGGAAAGCAGGCUUGCUUCUGUCCUUACUUUCUCACAUUUUCAGUCAGGCCCCAGGCCUCGAGAAUACUGGUGUUGUGGAUACAGAGAUGAAAAAUACUGUUCAGUGAGCUUUUAUUCUGCCAGGCCUCCCCAUUGUCUGAUUUAAUGUGGAUAUAAUCCACCAUCUUUGAGCUCUUACAUAGUAUUCCUAUUUUACAGAGCUGGAACAUCUCAGAGAUGAAACAGCUGGCUUGCGGUUAUACAGAUGCAAUGGAGUAGCGGUCAGGUUCAGAUAUUCCUGUGUGAUUUCAGUCUGACCAGACCCAUUACUAUAACCUGUUUUGGCCAAUUAGGAUCUCCAUGGAGGGGCGUGAAUUUAAAAUACAAAUGCGAUAGCGGGACGUGUGCGUGUGGGAUUCCGUGGGAGCGGCUCCCCUGAGUAUUUACUGGGGAGCGUGCCGAGGAUGUGUAUCCAGGUUCAGGGAAGUUAAGUCACGCACCUAAGUAAGGCCUCGCAACUUCACAACAACUGAGCCCUCGUUUCCGGCACUGAAGCCCAUGAACAGCCCUCCCCGUCCCCAACACAGACACACGCAGAAGAUAAGCAGCUGCCAAGCGCCUGGAGGAGUUAGAUUCCUGGAGUCCAAAGCAGCAGCGGUUCAGGGCACCACUCCCUCCUCGAAAGCUUUUUUUCUUCGUUUUGAUUUGUGACGGCGCUUUCCCUGUCUCCUGGUACUUACACUUUGGACUGCUCUGGGGUCAAGUCCUUGGCCCUCUUCUCUUCUUCUGCUAGGAAAUCUAACCAUUUCCCACGGCUUUAAAUGCCAACCACAUGCUUUUUUUUUUUAGGGCCACACCUUCAGCUUCUGGAAGUCCCCAGGCUAGGGGUCACACUGGAGCUGCAGCUUCAGGCCUUCACCACAGCCACAGCAACGCCAGAUCCGAACCGAGUCUGCAGCCUACACCAGAACUUACGACAACUCAAGAUCUUCUCGUCCACUGGGCAAGGCCAGGGACCAAACCUGCGUCCUCAUGGGUGCGAGUCGGAUUCUUAACCCUCUGAGCCACGACAGGAACUCCCCAAUAACCACAUGCUGUGGACACACGAGUGUCCAGUCCAGGUCUCUCCCUGAGUUUCACGCAGACCCAUUUAUCCAGCAGCCCCCCGCGAUGUCAUCACAAACCUGACAUGUCCCAAAUGAAAGUCUUUGAGUUACACCCCACGCCUAUGUGGUGGCCAGUCCUGUUUCCAUCAGCACCUAUGUCACACUGCUGAUGAGGCCCCAAACCUAAGUCCUCCUGAUUCUGUUUGUUCUUCCCACAGCAAUCAGCUCUGUGUUCACAACACACCCCAAGUCUGCUGUUCACCACCGCCCGUACCCCCCCACCCCCGGUCCUUCUGAGGCCAAGCCACCACCAUCUCUAGGCUGGACCAAUGCAGUGGUCCCCGAUUUGCCCCCGCCUCCAUUCUCACCCUCCUCCCGUCUGCUUCCACAGAGACUGUUCCCAUUGUCUUGAAAAUACAGGUCAGGUUAUAGCACCUAUAAAAUAACCCCGUUUCUCAUGACGCAGAGUGAAGUCCACACUCCUGCAGGUUGCAUGUGACGGUUCCCUCUCAGUGGUCAGCGUGGCCCCUGACCCUGCUGUUCUUGACACACACGGAGCUCAUUCCUGCCCCAGGGUCCUUACCUCGGCCGGGAGCACUUCCUCCAAAGGCUUUGCGUGGUUUGUGUGUCCUCGUCCUCCUGGUCUCUCUGCAAACAUCCCUUGUUACCCUACCAGAGGCACCAACUCCUCUCACGUCAGCAUGCUUCUCCCUGCCUUGAUUUCCACGGCGCGUAUCAUGCUCAGACCUUGUUUGUUGCCGUUUGCGCUGUUGGAGGGUGUCAGUCCUCGGGGGGCAGAAGCAGUACCUGUGUUGUUUACUGCUGUACCCCCAAAACCAGUGUUUGGCAUGUAAUAAAUAACAAUGGACCGAUGGAUGGACACCUGCAGCUCUGUCCUUAUGUCCUGCAGGGCAUCUAAGUCCGUGAAACCAACAGAGAAUGUGAGCCAUGUGUGUAACUGAAAAAUUUUUAGUAGCUGCAUUAAAAAAUAAAGAGAAACAGGUGAAAUUUAAAAAAAA
This is a messenger RNA of Sus scrofa (pig), 7202 nucleotides long. RefSeq names its product chromosome 6 C1orf50 homolog (gene C6H1orf50). NCBI's taxonomy places the organism in Eukaryota, Metazoa, Chordata, Mammalia, Artiodactyla, Suidae. The record is from RefSeq and is a predicted model, not a curated record.